AUGGCGACCGAUCGCCUGAGGCGCAAGCUUCGCGAUGUGGAUCCGGACGAGCUUUCGACGCUUACAGAAAGCUUUUGCACCAUCGGCACCCCCUUACCCUCGCUCACCUCGCACAAGAAGGACCAGAACGAGCUGAAGCCGAUAUGGCAGCAAGAAGCGCGUGAUGCUCAGGGGAGAAGGAGGUUCCAUGGCGCAUUCACCGGAGGGUGGUCUGCGGGCUACUUCAAUACAGUGGGGUCCAAGGAGGGGUGGACGCCAGGCUCGUUUCGAUCGAGCAGGAAGGAUAGGCAGGACGGGGGUGGGGGAAGAGAUGGAGAGACAGGGAGGGUGGGCAGUCGACCGGAAGACUUUAUGGACGAGGAGGAUUUGCAAGAUUGGAAGGCUGCACAGCACGUUUCGUCGUCGUCUUCGUUUGGGGCGACGAAUCAAGUCGCUGGUCUGAGGGGGACCAAUGAUCCCUUGACAGGUGCUCUGCUGGGAAGCAUCGACGUCGGCGCGUCUACCGAUGACGAUAUCGGCUACCGGCUUCUGCGACGCAUGGGCUGGAAGCCAGGCCAAGGCCUGGGACCCAAGGUGAACGCAAGCAAGAGAGCGAGGUUGCUCAGCUUGAUCUCCACUUCUGAUCAGCCGGAGACGAUGAUCAGCUCGUCCAGUGUAAAGAUGGAAGAUACCAUGCUUUACUACCCACCUCCAACACCGCUCCUCACGUCAGCGAUAGGACAGCAAGGACGUUCGUCAAGGAAAGGCUUGGGCGCGCAAGACACGCCGACGCUCGCACAGACUCUUGCGAAGAAACACCUCAAUUCAGCUACAGAUGCGGCAUCUGUAGCACGUGCAUAUCGCGAGGACGCGGAAGUAUGGCCGGAUGGACGACCGCUGCUGUCUGGCUUUCGCCUCGCUCGACAGCCUCUUCCAGCCGAACACGUGUUCGAGGGCGAAGCCGUACCGGAGGGUUGGCAGCCGGAUCCAACCAGAGUGUGGGCCCGCUAUGCUGCCCCGUCCGACGAAAAGGUCCAGCAUCUUACUCCCGCGACACGAGGACAGCUUCUAGGCGAGGCCAAACUCCCAGGCCCUCCACCUAAUAUCGCCGCCUUCCUCUCGGCCAAAGCUCGCGAACGGCUUGCCUCGGACUCUAACUUAGCGCUACCCUCAUCACUAUCGACACAGCGCCCGCCGCGCACAGAGUACGUCGAUGCUCCUCGACUCGAAGUCGCCACCGCCAAGCAGGCUCUGCAAGGGUUUGCCCCCUUUGGCGCAGACGCAGCCAAGCAAGAGCGCUACCUUUCCUACCUACGAGGACAAGCCGACCCGGGAUCCGAGCAGGCAACGCGUCUGCCAGUACCUCUCGGUCUCUCCACAGAGCAAUAUUCAAACGAACUGCGAGAAUUUGCGAAGAGCGCCUCCAUGUUUCGUCCUAUGAGCUCGGCCAUCGCCAGCCGAUUUGCUCCUGCGAGUGCGGCGGUGAUGGAGCACGAGACGAGGGCGACUACGGCAACUCCGGGGUUGCGACAUCCCGCUCCAGCGUCUGCUUCCAAGGAUCGCGAUGUUUGCGAAUCUACCGUGGCAGAACCGGAGAGGGAGCUCUCCAUAGCGCAAAGCGCGGCCCAGAUGGGCAACUUCGGACAUCUCACUCGCCAGAUCGACACGUGGGCACCAGAGAGACUGCUCUGCAAGCGGUUUGGCGUGCCUGAGCCGCCUGUCUCUCGCAAGGGACGCGGUGAGGACCAGCCUGAAAGCUCCAACGCUCGGCCGUACACAGACGACGAUCCGGACCCCUUCUACGGCUCAUCGUCCAGAUCCAAAUCAUCUGCUGUUUCUGCUGUUCGAGUCGACCAGCACUGGGAACGCAACAAGGAGCAGCUCAAGGCACUAGCCGCCUCCGGUCAGACACCUCUCUCGCUCGACGCGCAGCUUUCCACACGACGCGACACACCACACACACCCGACGCUACACAGGACUCGCACGAACAAGAUACGGUCGGUAUGGCGGGCGACGAGCGCCAGGGACGCGAUACGCUGAGCUACGUCAAGCCGUCGAUGGAUGUAUACAAGGCGAUAUUUGCCUCGGACGAAGAAGCGUCCGAUGCAGAACAAGAACGCGAUACAACGACGAAGCCGAAGAUGCAGGAUCCAACUUCUGGAGUCGGUGUCGUGUUUAGGGCGAAGCGGAAAGACGGCGCUGAAGACGCGGUGGCACCGGUGCCAAAGGGGCAGGGCGACAAGAAGCGCAAGAAGGGGAAAGCGGCCAAAAAGUCGCUGCUAACGUUUGAUCUCGACGACGAGGGUGAGGCGGCGCAGGCCGAGGAAAGAGCGGCCAAUGGGGUGGUAGCAAGGAGCAAGACGAAGCCGAGGAUGAGGGCUUCGGAUCUGUUCUAG
Molecule: messenger RNA, 2376 nt
Organism: Sporisorium graminicola
Lineage: Eukaryota; Fungi; Basidiomycota; Ustilaginomycetes; Ustilaginales; Ustilaginaceae
Exons: 1
Coding region: 1-2376 (791 amino acids)
Biological process (GO): mRNA processing
Cellular component (GO): nucleus
Molecular function (GO): RNA binding
Source: RefSeq, a predicted model, not a curated record